Messenger RNA from Solanum stenotomum, 6375 nucleotides. RefSeq lists its product as uncharacterized. Gene Ontology annotation, biological process: DNA integration. Gene Ontology annotation, molecular function: zinc ion binding; nucleic acid binding; protein binding. The annotation marks the transcript as partial. The record is from RefSeq and is a predicted model, not a curated record. The transcript is spliced from 15 exons. NCBI's taxonomy places the organism in Eukaryota, Viridiplantae, Streptophyta, Magnoliopsida, Solanales, Solanaceae.
AUGGAUUUCGGCGAGAAGAUAGCCAUGGAUUCUGGCGAAAACAUAGAAGAAACAACAACAGCUGUAGACCGAAUCAGUCAGUUGUCGGACGAUCUUCUCCUUCACAUUCUCUCUCUUAUGCCGACCGAAGCCGCACUUGUGACAAGUGCUCUCUCAAAAAGGUGGCACUAUCUUUGGAAAUCACUUGAUAGUUUCUCUUUUAGUACAUUUGGUAACUAUGAGUGGUAUGUAUCCUAUGUUGAUUAUGUAUUAGGUCAUUCAGUUUCUCCCAAAAUUAAAAAGUUUCAACUCGAUAGUAAUGAGCCGGAUGCAUACAAGUCAGACAUGGAUCGAUGGCUUAGUUUUGCUAUUGAAAAGAAAGUGGAAAAUUUGAAAAUCCAGUCAGUCUCUGAAGAAGAGGUUUAUGCAUUGCCGGAAUGUUUAUACACCUGUUCGUCGUUGAUAACACUAGUUUUGGGAUUCUGUUCUUUUGAUCCUAAUGUGGCUGUAGCAUGGAAGUCUCUAAAGAGCAUAAAAUUGAAGUGGAUGGUGUUAUCUAAUGACCAUAUUGUGAACUUAUUGUCGGGAUGUCCUAUAUUGGAAACUAUGGAAUUAUCUCGUUUUAAGGGUUUUAGUCGUUUGGAAAUUAGGUCUUCAAAAUUGAAGAGACUAAAUUUGAUAGCAUACAAUGAUGAUGAACUUGAUCAUUCCUUGGAAAUUGUUGCCCCCUAUCUUCAGCAUUUGGAGAUUUGUGAAAGUCUUUAUGGUUUCAAGUGUAGGCUUGUAGACGUAUCCUCCUUGGUUAAUGCUAAGCUUACGUUCGAGAUUACAUGUAUCAAAGACAUCCAAUAUUUGCUUGAUGAAGAAAUUGAUGAUGACGAAGAUAGUUGUCGUGGCUAUCAUCAAGGUUUUAUGAUUCUCGUGUGGGAUUAUCUUCAAAAGCUGAGUAGUGCAAGCAAGAUAACAGUUGGAACAUGGUUCAUAGAGGUCCUGUGCAUGUUGCAGUUCAAAGGGGUGCGAAUUCCAGAAUUGAAAUGCAAGUAUUUGACGCUGGAGUUGCAUAAGAAAGAGUUAAGUGUGUUUGGAGCAGCUGGCCUUUUGCGAGCAUCACCUCAUGUUGAGUGUCUCAACAUAGACAUAAGAGCUAUGCAUGCUGCCAUGUAUUUGUCCCUGAUCGUAUUCUGUUUCCAGCCUGAUGCUACCUUCUGCUGCUUUGGGUUACAAGAUUUGGUCAAAGAAAAUAAUAUCAAUUUGCAGAGAUGGAUUUCAAUCUUUGUGCUUCCCAACCUCAAGAAUGUUAAGAUUGUCAUCUCCUCCCGGAUAUGCUUGAUAAAUCAUCUCAACUGGUCCUAUGCCAAGGAUCUUUUUGAACUUUCAGAAUUUUUGUUAAAGAAUGCAUUAGUUUUGGAGAAGUUUGUUAUCAUAUCAAAGAGAAGAAGGUUCCCCAAGAUUAUCCACCAAUUCUGUGAUUAUCUUCCGGGAGUGAGCACUGAGCUUUCCAUGACUGGGCUCCAAGUAGUUCUCCAUCUCAGGAUGUUGUACAUGUGCAUUGAAAUGGUUCCCUUUGUCAAUAGCAUCAAGGUCCUUGAUUGUGAAAUGGCUCCCUUUUUCGAUUUUUUUCUUGGAAGAAUGGGAUUGCAUUCUGUGUCUACCUUAAUGAUUUUAGCAGUUGUGAUUGAGGCUUACUGUGCUAUUGAAUCUUUGUAUUUGACAUUAAGAGCCCAGUCUUCUUCAGUUGCUCUACCAGACAGAGUUGCAUCUAGAGGAGCUACUUCAAGGGCAGGCGGAGGAGGAAACUGCCUUCAGGCGAUCAGUAGUCGUCAAGAGCAAGAGGAUUCUCCAGAUGUUGUUACUGGUAAGAUCCAAGUUUUUAACUUUAAUGGUUAUGCUUUGCUACAUCCAAGAGGAUCAGCAUCCUGCACGUCGUUGAUCCACCUAAGCACUCCAGAGUCAGUGUUUUGUUUUAUUAGGAUGUUGCGGGAUCUAUCCCAACAUCCAUCUCAGUAUUUUAGAGGCUUCAUAGACAGAUAAGUUGGCAGAGGGCGUCUUCCUAGACGCUACGUUGAUGAGCAAGAGUUACCUGAUGCACCUGGAGUGCAAGAUCAUGGGGAAGUUUCUAAUGCCGAGUUCAGAGAGGCGAUUAGAAUGUUGAGUCAAGCUAUAGCUAAUCAGAUUGGUCAGCAAAGGGGAGCUCGACAGGAAGGAGCUAACACUUCUAGGAUUCGUGAGUUCUUGGGGAUGAAUCCUCCGAGUUUCAUGGGGUCGAGCACUACUGAGGAUCCAGAGGAUUUCAUUGAGGAGUUGAAGAAGAUUUUUGAUGUGAUGCAUAUGGCAGAUACUGAGCGGUGGAUAAGGGGCAGAGUUGAGAAUGCACCACCUGCGAGUUGGGCCCGUUUUGAAGAAGCUUUCUUGGGUUUGAAGUUCACACAACUAUCCCGCUAUGCUCCGGAGAUGGUUGCGGACAUGAGGAAUAGAAUGAGUUUGUUUGUUGCGGGGCUAUCUCGGUUGUCAAGCAAGGAAGGUAGGGCCGCAAUGCUUAUCAGGGACAUGGAUAUAUCAAGGUUGAUGGUUUAUGUGCAGCAGGUUGAGGAAGAGAAGCUGAGGGACAGAGAAGAGUUCAGAAGCAAGAAAGCUAGGAUCGGGAACGAGUCCGGGCAGCAGAGAGGAAAUUCAAACCAUUCCUCCUUUCAGCAAAGGCAACAGGGACCUGCUCCAUCAUUUGCUAGAGCACCUGUACCUAGAUACAGAGGUGAAUUUAAUGUUCAAAAUUCGAAGGAUGUCAGGGCUAGACCAACACAAUCUUCGGGUAGUGUGGCGCAAGGGAGUAGUAAGCCUCCAGUCUGCGCCAAAUGUGGUAGGAACCACUCAGGUAUUUGUCGAGAGGGCUCCCUUGGUUGUUUCAAGUGUGGUGAGAAUGGGCAUUUCAUGCGAGAGUGUCCAAAGAAUAGGCAGGGUAAUGGAGGCAAUAAAGCACAGUCUUCUUCAGUUGUUCCACCAGGCAGGACGACACCUAGAGGAGCUACUUCUAGUAUAGGUGGAGGAGCAAACCGCCUUUAUGCUAUUACCAGUCGCCAUGAGCAAGAGAAUUCUCCGAAUGUUGUAACUGGUAUGAUCAAAGUCUUUGCUUUUAAUGUGUAUGCUUUGCUAGACCCAGGAGCAAGUUUAUCGUUUGUAACUCCUUAUGUUGCAAAUCAGUUUGAGGUUCUUCCUGAAAGACUUUGUGAACCCUUUUGUGUGUCUACACCUAUUGGGGAGUUUAUUCUAGCGGAAAGAGUUUAUCGUGAUUGUCCUGUUUCUAUCAAUCACAAGAGCACCAUGGUUGAUUUGGUUGAGUUAGACAUGGUAGAUUUUGAUGUCAUUCUAGGUAUGGAUUGGCUUCAUGCUUGUUAUGCAUCGAUAGAUUGUAGAACUCGAGCAGUCAAGUUUCAGUUUCCGAAUGAGCCAGUCAUAGAGUGGAGUAGCAGUUCAGCAGUGCCUAAGGGUCGUUUUAUUUCGUACCUUAAGGCAAGAAAGUUAGUUUCGAAGGGUUGUAUCUAUCACUUAGUCCGAGUUCAUGAUUCUAGUGUUGAGAUACCUCAUUUCCAGUCAGUUCCUAUAGUAAGAGAGUUUCCAGAAGUGUUUCCUGAUGAUCUACCCGGAAUUCCUCCUGAGAGAGAGAUAGAUUUCGGCAUAGAUCUCAUUCCAGAUACUCGUCCUAUCUCUAUUCCGCCAUAUAGAAUGGCACCAGCAGAGUUGAAAGAGUUGAAAGAGCAGUUGAAAGAUCUCCUAGAAAAGGAUUACCGCCAGUUGAACAAGGUUACCAUCAAGAACAAGUACCCUCUUCCGAGGAUUGAUGAUCUUUUCGAUCAGCUUCAGGGUGCCACUUGUUUUUCAAAGAUUGACCUCCGAUCAGGCUAUCAUCAGUUAAGGGUAAGGGAAUGUGAUAUCCCAAAGACAGCUUUCAGAACCAGGUAUGGUCAUUAUGAGUUUUUGGUCAUGUCCUUUGGUUUGACUAAUGCGCCUGCAGCUUUCAUGGAUUUGAUGAAUAGAGUCUUCAAACCUUAUUUAGAUAUGUUUGUUAUUGUCUUUAUUGAUGAUAUACUAGUCUAUUCAAGGAAUGAAGAAGAUCAUGCUAGUCAUCUCAGAGAAGUUCUUCAGACUUUGAAAGACAAGGAGUUGUAUGCUAAGUUCUCUAAGUGUGAGUUUUGGCUUAAGUCUGUGGCAUUCCUAGGCCACAUUGUGUCCGGUGAUGGAAUUAAAGUUGAUACUCGGAAAAUUGAGGCAGUGCAGAAUUGGCCUAGACCCACAUCUCCAACUGAAAUUAGGAGUUUCUUGGGAUUAGCUGGCUAUUAUAGAAGGUUUGUUGAAGGGUUCUCGACUAUUGCAUCUCCUUUGACAAAGUUGACUCAGAAGACAGUGAAAUUUCAAUGGUCUGAAGCUUGUGAGAAAAGCUUUCAAGAAUUGAAAAAGAGAUUGACUACAGCUCCAGUUUUGACGCUACCAGAAGGUACUCAAGGUUUUGUGGUGUAUUGUGAUGCAUCUAGAGUUGGUUUGGGUUGUGUCUUAAUGCAGAAUGGCAAGGUUAUAGCUUAUGCCUCCAGACAGUUAAAGGUUCAUGAGAAGAACUACCCAACCCAUGACUUAGAGCUAGCUGCUGUAGUAUUUGCUUUGAAGAUAUGGCGUCAUUACUUGUAUGGUGUGCAUGUCGACAUAUUCACUGAUCACAAGAGCCUUCAAUAUGUGCUUACUCAGAAAGAGCUUAAUCUCAGACAGAGGAGGUGGUUAGAGUUACUCAAGGAUUAUGACCUGAGUAUUCUUUACCACCCAGGUAAGGCUAAUGUUGUUGCUGAUUCUUUGAGCAGGUUGUCUAUGGGUAGCACCGCCCAUAUUGAAGAAGGAAGGAAAGAGUUAGCAAAAGAUGUGCACAGACUGGCAUGCCUGGGAGUCAGAUUUACAGAUUCCACAGAAGGAGGAAUAGCGGUGACGAGCAGGGCCGAGUCAUCAUUAAUGUCAGAAGAAAAUGUUCAAAAGCAAAGAGUAUUAGCUUUUGAACAAGGGGGAGAUGGUGUUUUGAGAUUUCAAGGUAGAUUGUGCGUACCUAUGGUAGAUGGACUCCAAGAGAAGAUUAUGGAUGAAGCUCACAGCUCCAGAUAUUCUAUUCAUCCGGGUUCCACCAAGAUGUAUCGUGAUUUGCGUGAAGUUUAUUGGUGGAAUGGCAUGAAGAAGGGCAUUGCUGAGUUUGUUGCUAAGUGUCCAAAUUGCCAACAAGUGAAAGUUGAACACCAAAGGCCCGGUGGUUUGGCUCAGAGGAUAGAACUUCCAGAGUGGAAGUGGGAGAUGAUCAAUAUGGAUUUCAUCACAGGGUUGCCAAGGUCUCGCAGACAGCAUGAUUCUAUUUGGGUAAUUGUCGACCGAAUGACAAAGUCAGCUCAUUUUCUACCGGUAAAGACUACCAAUACAGCAGAAGAUUAUGCCAAGUUGUAUGUUCAAGAGAUAGUGAGACUUCAUGGAGUCCCAAUCUCCAUUAUUUCAGAUAGAGGUGCACAGUUUACUGCACAGUUCUGGAAAUCUUUUCAGAAGGGCUUGGGUUCAAAGGUGAACUUAAGUACUGCCUUUCACCCUCAGACUGAUGGGCAAGCAGAGCGCACUAUUCAGACCUUAGAGGAUAUGUUGAGGGCUUGUGUAAUCGAUUUCAAAGGGAGUUGGGAUGAUCACCUACCUCUCAUUGAGUUUGCCUACAACAACAGUUAUCACUCUAGCAUCCAGAUGGCUCCAUAUGAAGCUCUUUAUGGGAGAAGAUGUAGAUCUCCUAUUGGAUGGUUUGAAGUUGGUGAAGCACAGUUGAUAGGACCAGAUUUAGUUCACCAAGCUAUGGAGAAGGUGAAAGUGAUUCAAGCGAGGUUGAAAACGGCACAGAGUCGUCAGAAAUCCUACACCGAUGUUAGGAGAAGGGCGUUAGAAUUUGAAAUAGACGAUUGGGUAUAUUUGAAGGUUUCACCCAUGAAAGGCGUUAUGAGGUUUGGUAAGAAGGGGAAACUCAGUCCCCGGUAUAUUGGACCUUACCGCAUAGCCAAGAGGAUUGGCAAUGUUGCUUAUGAGUUGGAGUUACCACAGGAACUAGCAGCGGUUCAUCCGAUUCCUGUUCAAAUUUUAGAUCGGCAAGUUCGUAGGUUGAGAACAAAGGAUGUAGCCUCAGUUAAGGUCCUUUGGAGGAACCAAUUUGUUGAGGAAGCUACUUGGGAAGCCGAAGAAGACAUGAAGAAGAGAUAUCCAUAUCUCUUUGCUGACCUUUGGACCAUUUUGCCCCAUUUUGAAAGAAAAAGAGUUAGGGUUCUUGAGAUUGAAGAAGAGAAGAAGGAGAAGAAGAGAAGAAAGAGGAGAUCAACAAGAUCAUUGUGGAUUUUCGUCGGGGGUGAU